This is a messenger RNA of Mollisia scopiformis, 1045 nucleotides long. RefSeq lists its product as uncharacterized. The coding region runs from base 45 to 995 and encodes 316 amino acids. Gene Ontology annotation, cellular component: nucleolus. NCBI's taxonomy places the organism in Eukaryota, Fungi, Ascomycota, Leotiomycetes, Helotiales, Mollisiaceae. Gene Ontology annotation, biological process: small-subunit processome assembly; endonucleolytic cleavage to generate mature 5'-end of SSU-rRNA from (SSU-rRNA, 5.8S rRNA, LSU-rRNA); endonucleolytic cleavage in ITS1 to separate SSU-rRNA from 5.8S rRNA and LSU-rRNA from tricistronic rRNA transcript (SSU-rRNA, 5.8S rRNA, LSU-rRNA). The record is from RefSeq and is a predicted model, not a curated record. Gene Ontology annotation, molecular function: RNA binding. The transcript has 2 exons.
AGAACCUCGAAAAAGUUUCAACUACCACUUGCACGACCAUCAACAUGGCGACUCGAAAGCACAACGAAUUUCUCGAAGCAGAUGAGAGCGAAGACGAUCAAAGCCAAGGAUACAACUCCGAGGAUGAGGAUCUGCAGAAAGGCGGGAGGAGUGUGAAGCGGAGGAAGGUCGAAAGCGAUGCCAGCGAGGACGAGGAAGCAGACCAGGAUGAGAAAUUAGACGGAGAGCACAUCGAGCACGAGGACACCAAAGAUGCUGAAGGAAGCGCCCCAAGGAAAAACAAAAUUGCAGAACUCCCAGGCGUUUCCAAGCCGCUCACGAAGAAGAACCUCGUUGCGACAGAAGCAGCCAUCAAAAAGUCCGGCGUGGUCUACUUAUCCCGAAUACCACCUUUCAUGAAACCUUCGAAACUCCGAUCGCUACUCGAACCAUAUGGUGCAAUCAAUCGCAUAUUCCUUACACCAGAAGAUCCAACUUCACAUACCCGACGAGUGCGCAAUGGAGGCAACAAGAAAAGAUCAUUUGUCGAUGGCUGGGUUGAGUUUGUGAACAAAACCGCUGCAAAACAGGCUUGUGAGCUACUCAACGCGCAGACCAUUGGUGGAAAGAAAGGCACAUACUAUCACGAUGAUGUGUGGAAUUUGCUAUAUCUGAAGGGUUUCAAAUGGAACCACCUGACAGAGCAAAUCGCUGCCGAGAACGCCGAGAGAGCAAGCAGGAUGAGGGCAGAGAUCAGCAAGACUACGAAAGAGAACAAGGAAUUUGUGCAGAAUGUUGAGAGAGCGAAGAUGCUGGAGACUAUAGAGGCGAAGAAGGCCGCCAAGAGGAGAAAAGAUGGUGAAAGCGGUGUUGGAACAGCUGAAGCAACGAUUUCGAAGAAGGAUGCAAAGAAGGCUGAACGACCGCGGCAUUUCAAGCAGACGACGGUAGCGGCAAAGAGGAAACCUGAAGAUCAACCUGAGCAGGUGAAGAGAGUUCUGAGUAAGAUCUUCUGAGCAUAGCAUAAGUGAAAUUAUACCCAAAUGGAACUUUGCGUGUCAAGACG